AACACCCAUGCACUCUGUGGUGCUAGUCUCUGUUCCUCUCAGUCAGGUGGAACCUAAAACCCUUUGCGUCUUCAUGCUGAGAUCCUAAAACUUCAUAUUAACCUGUCGGAAUGUGUUUGUCGUACUGAAAUCACUCAAGAUCCCGAUCGUCUGCAGGUCCUCAUCAGGGAGAGAUGGAGAACGGAGGGUCUGAAAACGUCCUAGAUGACGAGUGGGAGAAUGUCGAGAAGAACCGGUACAUCUUGUGCCGUUACAUUAACCCCAACAAGCUGACAUCGUAUUUAAGGCAGUGCAAGGUCAUCGACGAACAGGACGAGGACGAAGUGCUAAACUCCUUACUGCUGCAGACCAAGACAAACCGUGCAGGUCGACUGCUGGAUAUUCUUCACACUAAAGGCCAGCGAGGAUAUCUGGUAUUCCUGGAAAGUCUAGAGUUAUACUAUCCUGACCUGUACAAGAUGGUCACAGGCAAAGAACCCACUCGAAGGUGCUCUUCUAUCGUUGUGGAGGAGGGCCCAGAGGGUCUGACCCAGUUUCUAAUGAAUGAAGUGAUGAAGUUGCAACAACAGACUAAGGCUAAAGAUGUGCAGCGAGUAGACAUCAUGGCCAAGUGCCGCACGCUGGAGGACGAACAGAAGAAGCUUCGUCUAGCCAAUCAGGAACUGCGCACCUUCCAGGAGCGCUACAACAAGAUAAAGGAAGAGCGGAACAACUGCAACGACGAGCUCAUUAAAGUAAAAGAUGAAAAUUACCAGCUAGCCAUGCGCUACGCCCAGCUCAGUGAAGAGAAAAACAUGGCCGUCAUGAGGAGUCGAGAUCUGCAGCUGGAGAUUGAUCAGCUGAAGCACAAGCUGAACAAGGUAGAGGAGGAAUGUAAGAUGGAGAGGAGGCAGUCUCUAAAACUAAAGAACGAUAUAGAGAACCGUCCUCGUAAAGAGCAGAUCUACGAGCUGGAGCGGGAAAACGAAGUUCUGAAGAUCAAACUCCAGGAGCUACAGUCUCUCAUACAGCCUGGGCCGCUGACGGACUCAGACAAGGCACUCAGGGACAUCUUGGAACAUGACCGCCAGGAAGCUCUGGAGGAUCGGCAAGAUCUGGUGAACAGACUUUAUAACCUGCACGAAGAACUGCGGCAGGCUGAGGAGCUCAGGGACAAGUACCUGGAGGAGAAGGAGGACCUUGAGCUGAAGUGUUCCACUCUGGUGAAGGACUGCGAGAUGUAUAAGAACCGGAUGAACACCAUCAUGUUCCAGCUGGAGGAAGUGGAACGUGAACGGGACCAGGCGUUUCAAGCUAGAGACGAAGCCCAGAACCAGGUGUCUCACUGUCUGAUUGACAAAGACAAGUACCGUAAGCAGAUCCGGGAGCUGGAGGAGAAGAGUGACGAGCUGCACAUCGAGAUCAUGCGCAAAGAAGCUAAGAUUGUCACAUUAGAGUCCAGAAUACGGCGUCUGUCCAAAGAUCAAGGCCUGGAUGUUAGCCACGAUUGGAAAAGUUUACCUCGAGACAUUAUACCCAUUACUAAAUUCCACCAAUCCGAGCCUGCAGACACCAAGUCUGAGGACUCCGGGGAGGAGACUUUAGAGGACCUAACUAGCCCUGAUGUCCCACCAAAGAUUAAACGCAGACCAAAUCUCAAAUGGUUCCCCUACCCUCCUCAGAUAAGAGCGAAAUCGCCAAUCUCUCCAUCCAAACUACAAGACUUUCAAGCUAUGCUCCCUAAUGGGGACCUCUCAGACACUGUAAGCCCAGAUGCCCACCCCAUGAUCAUGAGCAACUCCUUUGCCAUACAACAAGCCCGUAACAGGAAUUACAGCAUCAUGUCGACCACACCUGAGCCUCCGGAGAAGGCCUCCAUCCUGAGAAGGACUAAAGAAGGAGACCAAGAAUUCCAGCCCCGAUGCCUUGACACAGUGGACUCUGAUGAAGGCAUGGAUGAUAUCGGUAUGUUUAGUCCACCUUCCAUCCACUCCUCUUCAUCCUCCCAUCAGUCAGAAGGGAUAGACUCUUAUGAUCUGGAGCAGGUCCACAACAUCUUCAGGAAAUUUUCUUUAGAGAGUGAGUGUGUGUGUCCUCACUCCAGACCCUUCCGUCCAUCUCUUACGUCCUGCGCUCGUCCUACCACUUUGCCCCCGGUGCAGGAGCUUUCUCUUGUCGGAGACUCUCUCCUAUCAGACAUUACCCUGGUCGGAGGCAACGACAGCGGGAUAUUCAUCUCCUCUGUCGUUCCUGGAUCCAGUGCUGAAAAGGCCGGCUUAAAAAUGGGACACCACCUUUUAUUGCUGAAUGGUUGUAUCCGUGGAGAAAGCCAGAGCGUAUCUUUGGACACGAGUACUCAGGAAGAGGCUCACUGGACACUGCAGAGAUGCACUGGUCUGGUCCAACUCCAUUACAGAAGUAACUUUGAGGGUUACUGGCGUCUGCUGAAGGACAUAGAGGAGGGCCGAGCAGUGUCGGGCGACUCGUUCUACAUCCGAGCCAACCUGAAUAUCUCGGGCCAGUUAGACAGCUGCUCACUAAACGUCCACUGUGACGAGGUGCUGCAUGUUUUAGACACGCGCUACCAGGGCAAGUGUGAGUGGCUGUGUGCACGUGUGGAUCCGUAUAUGGACAAGGACCUGGAGAAAGGCACCAUCCCCAGCUACAGCAGGGCCCAGCAGCUCCUCCUGGUGAAGAUCCAGAAACUGAUGUGUCGUGGCAGCCGAGAAGAGACAGAUACUCUGAGGGGACAUAGGAACACUUUGCAGCCUGAAGAAGUCUCUCCGUCUGACCCGAAGUGCAGUCCACGCCUGUCCAGAGCCAGCAUCUUCAUUUGUCAGAUCCUGCAGUUUGUCAGCAGGGCAGAUAACAAGUACAAGAGGAUGGACAGCAACGAUCGCGUGCGCAUCCUCAACGCCGGCAAUCUGUCAUUUCUUCCCAAAUCCGGCUUUGAAACCAUGAAGCCUGAGGAUUCCUCUGACUCGGAGAACGAUCUGAACAAGAACGAUCUAAACCUGAUCCCGUACAGCCCGGUGACACCACAUCACUGCCCACGCAAACGGCCCGUGCUCUUCUCUCCCAACAUCCUGGCCAAAACCAUCGUCCAGAAGUUCCUCAACUCAGGAGGUGCAAUGGAGUUCAACAUCUGUAAGCCAGACAUCCUGACAAGAGAAGAAUUCCUCAUGAAGCAAAAGAUAGAGCCGAUCAUCUUCUCAAAGGAAAGGCAGGCAAGCACGUACGAGUGCAUCACCCCUGAGAACAUCGAAGCUGUUGCAUUUAAGGGUAAACACUGUCUCUUGGAAGCAGAUCUGAGCUGUGCAAAAGAAUUACUUAGGAGAGAAAUCUACCCCAUCGUCAUCUUCAUCAAAAUCUGUGAGAAGAACAUCAAGAAAUUAAAGAGGCUGCCUCUGAAGGUGGACUCAGAAGACGAAUUCCUAAAGAUGUGCCGCGCUAAGGAGAAAGAGCUGGAAGCCCUGCCGUGUCUCUACGCCACUGUGGAGCCUGACUCAUGGAGCGGAGUGGAGGAUCUUCUCCGGUUCAUUAAGGACAAGAUCCUGGAGGAGCAGAAGAAAACAGUGUGGGUGGAGCAAGACCUGCUGUAGAUCACCUGACACACACACACGCGCACUCACACACACACACACACACACACACACACACACACACAGAGCCGCAGACACAGAUCUCUUUCACUGAUCUCUGAAACUCUGUCGCGUUUGUUGGCACUGGAAUGUAGAAGCAAGCCGCUGCAAUGCAAAGAGGAAGUGAUGCAGAGGUGUGUGGUUCCUGUGCAGUGAAAAAGAAAAUGUGCCCCAGGAUUGUCUUUUUUCUGACAACAGUCCCAGCCAGAAGUGGAAGCGUUCUCAUUCAAAGGAUUUUUCUAUCUCCUGACGUGCUGCUGCGCUCAAUAAAACAUUAUUUUCUUCACAUUGUAUAUGUAUUACCCAAUAAGGCACAGCAUUCUGAUAGAUUCCAUUCACUUUUUUUUUUUAAAUUUAUUUAUUUUUUUUAUCCCUUUGUAAAUGCUCACUGCAGCUCUCAUUUAUCAUCCUGAGUGACCACAAACAAGAUGAAUGUUGAUAAUUCGAAACCGAAUUUGAUGCCCUUAUCAUUGUAUUGCUUAAACGAUGGACCGGAGCUCUGAUUUAUUUUACUCCAUUGCUGUGUUCACAGUAUAUUUAUUUUACAGCCAACAUGCUGUGCAUUAUUUAAAAGAAAGUCUAUGUCAUUUCUACCCCAUGUUUGUCUAUAACUUGUCUUAGCUUGUUAUAGAUUCUUUCAUUAGGUACAGUAUACACAUGCUGUGUAAUCAAUAGUGCAUUUGGGGAAAAAAAAAACAUGCAGCAUUAAGUUUGACUGAACGAUGAAUCGUGUGAGUGAUUAGAAUAUGACAUGGAGAGAGAUGUUCUUCCGGAGCUGUAACAUUACAAAAGUUCCACAUGUAACUCACAGAAGAAGUAAAAAAAAAGGGGAACUAGGACCAUGUCAGUGAUUUGCCUCUGAAAGCCAGAUGUUCUCUCUGCUGUGAAAUUAAGGGCCCUCGAGCUUGACGUAGAAUCCUGUGAUAACUUUCACAUCAUUUCAAACUUGUGCAUAAUUAUAAAUGUGUUACUAACUAAUGUGUUGAUGGCAAGACACUACAGGUGUAGUCAAUAACGGAUAAAUGCAUAACAACGUCUUAAAAUGUAGCAAUCAACAAAUCAAAACUCGUCCCCGAUGUUGCCAGCUUUGAGGAACAAUCAUUUUAUAUCAUAUAAUACUGUACGUCCCGGAAAAACUUGGGAUAAUAUGCCUCAGUUCUUGUGACGUUUUUACAACCGUUUUUUUUCCUUUUCUCACAGUAGGGUUUUUAUAUAGUUCAUCUACUGCAUUCUUGCAAUUUUCCACCUUUAUUCCUUCCCACCUUUAUUCCUCUCUUAAAACUUAUUUAAGAAAGAAAUUUCCCC
Molecule: messenger RNA, 4925 nt
Organism: Tachysurus fulvidraco (yellow catfish)
Lineage: Eukaryota; Metazoa; Chordata; Actinopteri; Siluriformes; Bagridae
Gene: card11
Product: caspase recruitment domain family, member 11
Exons: 24
Coding region: 174-3581 (1135 amino acids)
Biological process (GO): regulation of apoptotic process
Molecular function (GO): protein binding
Source: RefSeq, a predicted model, not a curated record